CGGCCGGUGCAGGCGGCGGGGCCGGACCGGGCCAAGCGGCGGAGCGCGUGGAGUAGAGAACAUGUCUGGGAUCAAGAGAGUGAUCGCAGAGAAGGACCCCGACUAUGAGGAGAUCACCAUAACACAUCCCAACAAGCGGCACAAAGCAGCCGAACAGUCAGCUCGAGAUGUUACUGUGCAGAAGAUUGAGACUAUUAUAAAGGAACAGUUUGCUGUCGAAAUGAAGAGUAAAGAACAUGAAAUUGAAGUUAUAGAUCAGCGCCUGAUUGAAGCCAGAAGGAUGAUGGACAAGCUGCGUGCCUGCAUUGUGGCUAACUAUUAUGCCUCUGCUGGUCUCCUCAAAGCUGGAGAGGGGACCAGGUCAUGCGAUGCAACAAUUCUUAAUCACCCUUCAAUCAAGAAAUUCUUGGAAUCUCCCUCUAGAUCAUCGUCUCCAGCUAACCAGGGCUCAGACACUCCCUCUGCCAACCACUCCGAGAGCGACUCGCUCUCUCAGCACAAUGACUUUCUCCUGGACAAAGACAAUGGCAACUUGGAUGCAGACGAGCGGCUGACAAACAGCCUGGACCAGAGACAGAGCAGAAAUGCUGGCCGGGACAGUUUGGGUGUUUCAAGCUCUCAAAAACCAGGACAACGAAAUGCCGGACUGUCAAAUGAUGAAACUUCACGACUUUAUGUGAAGAAAACGAUUGUGGUUGGCAACGUCUCCAAAUACAUUCCCCCUGACAAGAGAGAAGAAAAUGAUCAGUCAACCCAUAAAUGGAUGGUUUACGUCCGAGGCUCUCGGAGGGAACCCAGCAUAAAUCAUUUUGUCAAGAAAGUUUGGUUCUUCCUCCAUCCCAGUUACAAACCUAAUGACCUGGUAGAAGUGAGAGAACCUCCAUUUCACCUGACCAGGAGAGGCUGGGGAGAAUUUCCAGUGAGAGUGCAGAUACACUUCAAGGAUAGCCAGAACAAAAGGAUUGAUAUCAUACACAAUUUGAAGCUGGACAGGACCUACACAGGCCUGCAGACACUUGGCGCAGAAACGGUAGUGGAUGUGGAGCUACACAGGCAUUCCCUUGGCGAGGAGUAUCUCUUCUCCCAGUCUUCAGAGUCUGACCUUUCUGAUGUUCCUACGUCUUUAUCACUGCCACUGAGUAUCCCAGCACCAGUCAAAGCUUCUUCACCAAUUAAACAAUUGAGGGACUCCAGCCCAGAUGCUUCUGUGGACAAAGGAUUCUCUGGGAAUGCUGAAACCGAAAGACAUGCUGCAUUUUAUUCCCUGCCAUCCUCGAUAGAACGGACUCCCACCAAAUUAGCCACACAGAAAGUUGCCUUUGGCUCUCAUGGAAAUUCAGCCUUUCAACCCAUUGCAGCUAGCUGUAAAAUAGUGCCUCAAGGUCAGAGUCCAAGCCCUGCAGAGUCACCAGGAAAGUCCUUCCAGCCUAUCACCAUGAGUUGCAAGAUUGUAUCAGGUUCUCCAAUAUCGACCCCUAGUCCAUCUCCGCUACCUCGUACCCCAACGUCCACUCCGGUGCACAUGAAGCAAGGCUCUGCUAGCUCAGUCAUUAAUAACCCGUAUAUUAUUGUGGACAAGCCUGGACAGACGGUUGGAGCUGCAGCCACAAGCACAGGGAGCCCGACCAGCAAACUGAGCAGUGUCUGUCAGGCCUCUCACGGGACUGGAUCUCCUGUGUCAAAGACCCAUGGGAGCAGUUUUGUCACCUCAGCUGUCAAGCAGGAGGAUUCUCUUUUUGCCACCAUGCCACCCCUUUGUCCCAUUGGGAGUCAUUCCAAGGUGCAAAGCCCCAAAUCGGUCACUGGAGGACUUGGAGCUUUUACAAAGGUGAUAAUCAAGCAGGAGCCCGGGGAGCUGCCGCAGCAGGCGGCGGUGCCGGCGGCAGGCACGGCGGCGCAGCCCUCGGUGCAGCAGUACGUCACCGUCAAGGGCAGCCACAUGCUGGCCCUGUCCCCGCAGAAACCCGUCGUGAGCACCGGCGAGGGGACGGUGCAGUCCAAGGUUGUUGGUGUUCCCGUUGGUUCAGCGUUGCAGUCAACAGUGAAACAAGCGGUGGCAAUAAGUGGUGGCCAGAUCCUUGUGGCAAAGUCCAGCUCCUCAGUAGCAAAGGCUGUUGGUUCGAAGCAGGUUGUGACUCAAGGUGUAGCCAAAGCCAUCGUGAGCGGAGGCGGAGGGACAAUUGUUGCUCAGCCCGUGCAGACUAUAACAAAGGCACAAGUUUCUUCCACAGGGGCUCAGAAAAGUACAUCUCAAGGCUCAGUGAUGGCUACACUGCAGUUACCAGCCACCAACCUGGCAAACUUGGCAAACUUACCACCAGGCACCAAGCUGUAUCUUACCACCAACAGCAAGAACCCUUCUGGGAAAGGAAAACUGCUGCUGAUACCCCAAGGAGCCAUAUUGCGAGCCACAAAUAAUGCUAGUCUUCAGUCUGGUUCUUCUACGAAUAGUGGAGGAGGAGGAGGAGGAGGAGGAGGAACCCAAAGCACAAGCAGUAACUUGUCCCAGCACCUCACCUAUACAUCCUAUAUCCUGAAGCAGACACCUCAGGGCACCUUUCUGGUUGGCCAGCCUUCGCCUCAGAGCUCUGGGAAGCAGCUGACUCCAGCAUCAGUUGUUCAGGGCAGUGUAGGAGUUGGAUCAUCUUCCACACAAGGACAAGCCCUAAAAGUGAUAACUGGACAGAAAACAGCUCUGUUUACACAGGCUGCAUCCAGUGGACAGACAUCACUGGUGAAAAUAUCAGAUGGGUCUAUAAAAUCAGUGCCUGCCUCAUCCCAGCUCUCCAAACCUGGCACCACUGUGCUGAGAGUAUCAGGAGGUGUCAUCACCACGGCUGCUGCUCCUGCCAUGGCCCUCCCCACAAAUGGGGUGGCCCAGCAAACAGAUAAUGCAGGUUCCAGUUCAUCAUCUUCUGGAACUCCUGCAGCAAAGACAUCUGGACAGCAACACCAAACCUGUGUAAGCCAGAGCCAGUCUACUUCAUCAGUAGUGAAUAAGACUGCGACUUCCAGUGUUGUAAGUGUUGCUUCCUUGAUGACUACGCCAACGCCUGUGACGGGAAAAGCUACAGUAUCAGGGUUGCUAAAAAUCCACUCAAAUCAGUCUAGUCCACAGCAGGCUGUUCUGACAGUUCCCAGCCAGCUUAAACAGCUCGGUGUAAACACAGCUUCUGGAGGUGUUCAGACAAUACUCAUGCCUAUGAACAAAGUGCUACAGUCACUUUCUACCAGCAAAGUUUCAGCAGUUUCAGCAGUCACAGCAGCAAGUACAGUUGUCCCAAGUCCCUCCACGGCAUCCACUGCCAAAGUUAAGAUGGAGCCUGAUUCAACAGGACAAAACUGCAGUUCUGUGGGUACCCAAGAAGGCCAAGCAGCAGUUAAAACAGAAGAGAGCUCUGAACUUGGGAAUUAUGUUAUCAACAUAGAAUAUUUGGAGAACAUCCAGCAGCUUUUAACAGCAAUAGUGAAGAAGGUUCCAUUAAUUGCUGAAAAAAGUGAGGAUGUAAGCUCUUUUUGUGCCGGUUCAGUGGAACAGUAUUACAGCUGGAAUAUUGGGAAGAGGAGGGCAGCCGAGUGGCAACGAGCAAUGACAGUGAGAAAGAUCCUACAAGAAAUCGUAGAGAAGCAUCCCAGGUUUCACAGUAUCACCCCCCUGAAAACAAAGCACGUGGUGCACUGGUGUCGAUGCCAUGGCUACACUCCCCCUGACCCCGAGGCCUUGCGGAACGAUGAGGACUCCAUUGAGGAUGUGCUGACACAGAUAGACAGUGAGCCAGAAUGCCCUUCAUCUUACAGCAGUGGUGAGGAGCUGUGCCGAAAACUGGAGGAACUACAGCAAUUUCUGAAACAAGAACCGGAACAUGAAGAGGAAGUAGAUAUUCUCAACUUCAGCGAGCCAUUAAAAAUAAACAUUAAGAAAGAACAGGAGGAGAAACAAGAAGAGAUGAAGUUCUACAUGGCUUCCUUGCCUGCAUCAGAGUUUGUGAGGGACACUGCUGAGAAGAUAGGGAUUUCUUUUCAACCUGCUGAGGUACAAAAGAAUGUUUAUGCAUCUGUAAUAGAAGAUAUGAUUUUAAAGGCCACUGAACAGCUGAUGAGUGAUAUCUUACGGCAAGCGCUCGCUGUGGCGUACCAGACAGCUCCUCACAACAGGACUCCAAGAGAGAUCACAGUGAUGAAUAUUCACAAAGCCAUCUGUAAUAUUCCCUUUCUUGACUUCCUCACAAACAAACAUAUGAAGAUACUAAAUGAGGAGCAAUGAAAUAGAGCAGAGAAGAUGCUACAGGAAAGGAACACCACUGGUGAGGGAGACAUGUCUGCAGCCUGGCUAUCAACAUCUUGCUGAAGAAAGCUUCGUUGACCACAUCCUGACCACCCCACAUCCACCACCCUUUUGUCCUGCCCCAUGGGUGCUUGCUGGUAGUGCGAAUAAGCCAUUGUGAAGUUGGUGGGACUCCUGUGGGACUGUCAUGCUUUCAGCAUGCUUGUUUUGUCUGGCAGUGCUGUCAUGGGUGGAGCAUGGGCCAAACAGCCAGAACCUCCAGUGCGCUGAUCUCAGCUGGGUCUCUGAUCUGCUGCAUGGCCUUUGAUUUAAUCACUCUGUGCCUCAGUUUCCCCAUCUCUGAGCAUGGGGAGCAGGAUACCUACCUCAUAGGGGUGUACUGAGGCCUCGCUCUUGUUGGUGCCGUGCUUUGACAAUACAAAGCCUUUUAUAAACAUUAAACUACAGUUAUCUUUCUUGGCCUGGGGUGGGAGCAGAAUGUUACCUUUUGGUGCUUUUUUGGGGCUAGAAGACAGGUGAUCGUAACUACAGUAGUGUGCAGGAACUGUGAAAAAUGCUUCAGUUAGAGGGUGGUUUCAGACUUGGAAGGAGAGUAGUGUAAGUUUGAUGCAGUUGUUAAACUGAAGAAAGCGCUAUGUACCUCAGAUGGGAUGCCACCUGUCUUCUCCACCUUAAAUAAAACUAGGGUCUGCAGGAAAGCCCCUCUCAGCUCAUCACAGCUAACAGGGAGCUGCAGCUCUGUUGAAUAUAAGAAUGGCAGAACCUGACCCCUGAAUCUAGGAAAUGGGACCAAUGGAUGAAAUCCAAACAGCAUUCAGAGAAGGACUUAAAUGCCCCCUAGGAAGGACAUUACAGAUGCUCUGGAUUCAAAAGCUAAUCCUGGAUUGUUCGGGUGAGCUGAGUGCAGGAUUGCCUGCGAAAGGAAAGGGCAGAGCUUAGCCCUGACAUUACUUUAUCAGCGGAGGUCAGUGUGAUGGAGUUGAGCAGCAGUGAUUAUGUUUCAGCUCAGUGUUGAGUUGGGAGGAAUCCAGGUAGCUGGAGAACUGCAGGCCCCAUGCUUUGUAGGCUGUAGUGAACUUGGGGUCUGUACUGCUUUCAGGCAUCCCUGUACACAGCUUUUAUGAAAGCUUUUAUGAAGGGCAUUUUCAAGAUCCCUGUCACUAUCAUGACAGCCUGCAAGUUCUGUGGGAACAGCCUUUUGGGCAAACUCAGUUGUGCUAUGAUCUGCAGUGACCUCAAGUACUGUGUUUUGGGUGCCACAAUAUAAAAAAGACAUUAAGCUAUGGGAGUGCAUCCAGAGGAGGGCCACAAGGAUGGGGAAGAGUCUGGGGGGGAAGCCACAUGAGGAGCGGCUGAGGUCACUUGGUCUGUUCAGCCUGGAGGACACUGAGGGGAGACCUCAUUGUGGUCUUCAACAUCCUCCUGAGGGGCAGGUACUGGUCUCCUCACUCUCUUGACCAGUGACAGGACCCAAGGGAAUGGCAUGAAGCUGAGUUAGAGGAGGUUUAGGUUGAGUAUCAGGAAAAAGUUCU
This is a messenger RNA of Corvus hawaiiensis (hawaiian crow), 5817 nucleotides long. It is a transcript of the gene YEATS2, whose product is annotated as YEATS domain containing 2. NCBI's taxonomy places the organism in Eukaryota, Metazoa, Chordata, Aves, Passeriformes, Corvidae. Gene Ontology annotation, molecular function: histone binding. Bases 62 to 4264 code for a protein of 1400 amino acids. Gene Ontology annotation, biological process: regulation of transcription by RNA polymerase II; chromatin remodeling. The record is from RefSeq and is a predicted model, not a curated record. The transcript has 32 exons. Gene Ontology annotation, cellular component: NuA4 histone acetyltransferase complex.